Molecule: messenger RNA, 1033 nt
Organism: Daldinia caldariorum
Lineage: Eukaryota; Fungi; Ascomycota; Sordariomycetes; Xylariales; Hypoxylaceae
Exons: 2
Coding region: 544-939 (131 amino acids)
Cellular component (GO): vacuolar transporter chaperone complex; fungal-type vacuole membrane
Source: RefSeq, a predicted model, not a curated record
CUGAGAGCUGCGAGAUGACACACGUGGAUAAACCUUUUUUUUCAGCUAAUGAUCUCAACUAACCGCCUUUAGCUUUGAACGUUUAGAUGCUUUUUCCUACCUAGCUUUGCUAUCUAUCAAAAGCUCUUCAUAUUAUUUGAUUAUCGUCGUCAUAGCUAGACUUUUUUCCCUCUCACAUUUAGUUAUUCAUCUCUUACAUCGUUCUAUAUUCCUGUGGACUUUGUGCCCAAUUCCUUUUCAUAUUCGUCUUCUCCGGCUCAAGUACGGAAUAUUUCAUCUGCAUCUGCAUUUUGCAUUUUUUUAAGCAGGUUUAGAAAAAAAAAGGAAAGAAAAACAAGAGCCGAACGCGACGGCAUAGAGUUCUCCAUCCAAAAGUACCUAGUCGCAGUAACAAACUUAACCAAAGUUACAAACUCAAUUGUUCAUCUACCAACGAGGAACCUAUUUUUAAGAGCCAGCUCUUUUUAAAACUUAAUUCCACGGAUUAUAACCUCUUCGUCACCGACAUUUUAUCACCAAUCACCAAUCACCAACCCCCCCAAAAUGUCUAGUCAGCCUCUUUUACAAACGGCUCCAGGCAAACGAAUUGCCCUACCUACCCGAGUCGAGCCCAAGGUCUUCUUCGCCAACGAACGUACCUUUCUAUCAUGGCUUAACUUCACCGUUAUUUUGGGCGCCUUAGCCAUUGGCAUGUUGAAUUUUGGCGACCGUCCCGCCUUCAUCUCGGCUUUCCUAUUCACGGGCGUAGCCAUGCUCACGAUGAUAUAUGCCUUAUUUACAUAUCAUUGGAGGGCUAAGUCGAUAAGAGUAAGGGGGCAGGCUGGUUUCGACGACCGCUUCGGACCAUCCGUACUCGCCAUUAUCCUUCUACUAGCCGUCGUCGUCAACUUCGUCCUGCGAAUAACGUACGCUAGCGCAGAGGGCGGGAAGAAGCAUUAAUUUUAAACAGUCGAAAGACACCCAAUCGCCAAAUCGUGGGUCGGGCUCACGGGAACUAGUUAAAGAGCAGACCGACCUUUGAACCACUAACGCA